Molecule: messenger RNA, 3053 nt
Organism: Symbiodinium necroappetens
Lineage: Eukaryota; Dinophyceae; Suessiales; Symbiodiniaceae
Source: the annotation of a GenBank genome assembly
GCAGAGCUUUCAACGCAGCUCUUUUAUACGCUGGUGAAGCUGCUCCAGGGCAGGGCCCUGGACAUAGCCCAGAACACCGACCUGGGCAAUGGCUUGGAGGUCUAUAGAAAGCUGGUGAGCGAGUACAGGCCCCGGUUGGCCAGCCGGUUUGUGGGGACGCUCACCCAGCUUAUGAGCCACAAGUUUACGGCCAGCCUCGAGGCCGAGAUCCCCUUCUUUGAGAAGCUUGUUCGGCGGUAUGAAGCCGAGACGGGCAAGGUGCUUGAUGAUACCAUCAAGCUGGGGAUUAUCAUCAACGGGCUCCAGGAUGAUUCCCUAAAGCAGCACGUGGUGCGAAACUCGGCCAGGCUGAAGACGUACCAGCUGCUGAAGGACGAGCUGCUGGAGGUGGCUCGCACAAGCAGGGUCCUGUCGGAACAGCCGGUUCCGAUGGACCUGUCGGCGCUUCCAAAGUGGAAGCAGAAGGUUCCCAAGGAGGUGGCCAAGGUCAAGGAGCGCGGCUACGUUGCAGCGGUAACGCUGCCCCAGGAGGCCCAGGGUUUCAGGGAUGUUCUGGUUGAUACGGGGGCAGGGUCGCUCAAGACCUUGGAUGGCCAAGGCUUUUCGGUUGAGUAUGCCGAAUCAGAUAAAGUGAAUUUUUCAGUUUUGUCCUCGGGCCUUGCGGCCAGCAAGGGGACGUGGACCGUGAUCGGUCCAGAUGUGCAAUGUCUGAUUUUGGACAAAAAUGCACACAAGGUCAGAAGGGCCUUGGGGUACACCAAGACCAUAGAGCUUCAGAAGAAGCGUGGGGUGUACUGGCUGCCGGUUCAGAGCGAUGAGGGCAAAGGCCCAGAGCCCACCAUUUUGGCAGCAACCAAGGCAGCUAAGAAGGUGGUGCCAGCAGAGGCAAUGCGCCUCGAAGAAGAUGCGGGUGGAACCGCCCAGGGCCAAGCUGCGGAUGGAACCGCGCUUGGCGAACCACCAAAGGAAGACUCGGAGGGCCCAACAGAGGCAAGCUCGAGCAGAGGGCCAGAGAUCCGAGAAGCGGCGGAUAGACCCGCGCUUGGCGAACCACCAGAGGAAGACUCGGAGGCCCAACGCAAAACCAGAUCGAAACGCAUUCCAGAUCUGGUUUCCGAGCAAGAGUAUAAGGAUCACAUGAUGACCCAUCUUCCUUUUCGUUCGUGGUGUGACCAUUGCAUUGCUGGAAAGUCCCGAGAGGAUUCCCAUCCACUGCGGGAAGCACGCAAGUGCAAAGGGGAGGUGCCACGCUUUUGCGUCGACUACUGUUUUCUGGGUCGGGCGCUAAAGGGCGAGAUGCCGAAAACGGCAGAAGCACUGAAGGAACCCCUUGAUGCAGAGGAUGGGCAGCGACCAAUCCUGGUUAUGGUGGACCAGGAGACGGGAGCAACCUUCUCCUACUUGGUCACAAAGGGGGUCAACAACUACGCCGUUCACGUUAUGAGUGAAGCCCUCAAGUUUGCUGGAAGGCAACGGGUGCUCAUUAUGUCGGACGGUGAGCCCGCGAUCCGGGCACUGAUCGAUACGGUGGCCAGACAGGCCGGGAAGGAGACACAGGUGCAGCACGCACCAAAAGAAACACAUGGACCCAGCAACGGCGCAGCUGAGCGAGCUAUCCUGGAGGUAGCGCGCCAAGCUAGGACGCUGGUCCAUGCCCUCGAGACGCGUUACCCGGGCUACCAGCUCAAGGGUGACUCUGAGGUGUUUCCUUGGGUGAUUCGCCACAGCGGGUGGCUUAUCACAAGAUUUCUGAUCAAGGCCGAUGGGAGGACACCCUACGAAAGGCUCAAGGGCCGGGAGUACAAGGGUGAAAUAGUGGAUCCACUCGAGACGGUUCACUAUAAGAUUGAUAAGGACACAAGGGGCAAGCUGGAUGCCCAAACCUCCAUCGGGAUUUGGUUGGGAAAGACGCUCAGCGCGGAUGAGCACGUGAUCGGGACUCCCCAGGGCAUACGUAAGUGGGAGAAACACCGACUGGAGGCAGUCACCGGCACGCCGUGGCAGCCUAAGGGUCAGGCGUUGGUGGUCCCCGGUGACAACAAACCACUCACCUUACCCGACGGGCGCAAGGUGAGGUCUGCGUAUAUCACCUUGGAACGCCAGAUCAAGCAUGGUCCCACUCCAGGCUGCCCGGGAUGCAAUUGCCUGGCUGGGGAGGUGAAGCCUCAUAACGCGGAGUGCAAGAAGAGGUUCAAUGAGCUUUACCCUCGUGAAGCAGCAGCUUCCAGAGAGGAGCCUGGUGAAGAGGGAGCUCAGGCCGUGGAGGGGGAUGAUAUGGAUCUCACCGAAGCGGAACCCUCUGGUGCGGGUGGCACCGCCCAGGGAAGUGCAGCGCAGGGCUCGGGAGGAACCGACCCAGCGCAGAGCAGAAAGGACCUUAAGAAGCAACUGGCCGACAAGGCCAGGGAGCGGCGAGAAGCUGCCCAGCAGCAGCCCCAAGAGGAACCCAAACGGUUCAGGCAGACGCAAAAGGGAGCCAAGCGAACGGCAGAAGUUUCCUUGGAGGAAGCGGCUGCAGAGGCAGCCCAAGAGGAGGUGAUAGGAGGUCUUCCUACCCUCCACGAAGAGUCGCUGCUGGCAGCCUACCCAGAGGAUGGGCUGCUAGACAGCCAAGGGGCCUUUGACGAAAGGACGGGUGAAGCACUACCUGUCGAAAAGGUCAAGAAGGCCCGUGGCCGCGAGCUCGACAAAAUGAUCGAGCACGGAGUGAAAGAGGAUAUCACCUGGGAAGAGGCAAAGCGCCGAGGACUUAAGAUAGUCAAAAGCAGGUGGGUAGAUGGUUGGAAGCCACUCCCAGACGACCCCCAGGGAGUCCGAAGUAGGUGCGUGGCUCAAGAAGUCAACGUGAGCCAGAGGGAUGACGUAGCAUCCGGGACGCCGCCGCUGAAGGCACACCGGAUGGUUAUCUCUCACGCGGCUACGAAAGCCCCAGGAGCGCGUGAGAACAAGAAGCUUGUCGCCAGAUACGACGUGUCGGUGGCAUUCUUCCACGCGGACGCUACUGGGAAGAUCGCUGUGGUCCCACCAAAGGACCUGGACCAAAGUUUUCUGUG